Molecule: messenger RNA, 1653 nt
Organism: Raphanus sativus (radish)
Lineage: Eukaryota; Viridiplantae; Streptophyta; Magnoliopsida; Brassicales; Brassicaceae
Product: aspartic proteinase NANA, chloroplast
Exons: 2
Coding region: 129-1460 (443 amino acids)
Biological process (GO): proteolysis
Molecular function (GO): aspartic-type endopeptidase activity
Source: RefSeq, a predicted model, not a curated record
UUAAGGCUUUAGAGAUUUGAGAAAGGAGAGAGAGAAAGACGAGUUGGGUCAAUGGAUAUAAAUACUCUGUUUUAGAAACGGACAGCCCCAAAAAGGAGCAAAAAAAAAGACAGAACAAGAAGACGAAAAUGAAGACGAUGACAAUGCUCUUGUGUCUCAUCACGAUGCUCCUAAUAGCCUCCGCAUAUUCCGACACGGUGAUGCGUCUCGACAUGAUGCACCGUGACACACUCUCGCCGAUACAUACACCUUACCAUCGCAUUGAAGACAUUUUCGGCGAGGACAAGAGGCGUCACAGCCUCAUUUCUCAGAAAGUAAAAGCAACUAAAAGUGGAGCGAGAAUGUCUCUGGGAUCAGGUUUCGAGUUCGGAGCUGCGCAGUAUUUCGCGGAGAUUAUGGUCGGGACGCCGGCGAAGAAGUUCAGGGUGGUGGUGGACACGGGGAGCGAGCUGACAUGGGUGAACUGUAGGUUCAAUGGGAAAGGAAAAGAGAAUCGUGAAGUCUUUAAAGCAGAGGAGUCUUCCAGUUUUAAAACAUUUGGAUGCAUGACAAAGACUUGUAUGGUUGAUUUGAGGAACCUCUUCUCCCUCGCCGUUUGCCCUACCCCUCAAACUCCAUGCUCUUAUGAUUACAGAUACGCAGAUGGGUCAAUAGCACUAGGUGUAUUCGCUAAGGAGACAUUCACUCUUGGUCUCACCAACGGCAAAGUUACUAGUGUCCCUGGCCUACUCAUUGGCUGCAGCAGCUCCACAAAGGGCGACGGCCUCCGUGUAGCGGACGGUGUUAUGGGUCUAGCCUUUAGCGAUUACUCCUUCACUGGAAAAGCCGCUAACAUCUUCGGACCCAAAUUCUCAUACUGCCUCGUUGACCAUACCGCCAACAAAAACAUCUCCAACUAUCUCAUCUUCGGUUAUGCCCCCUCGUCUGCCGCCACCAAAGCCCACGCGAAACGAACCGCUCCGCUUGGUCUCAAUAUCCUUCCUCCCUUCUACACCAUCGACAUCGUCGGAAUCUCCCUCGGAGAUACCAUGCUCAACAUCCCUCCCGUAGUGUGGGACGUAACAAAAAGGGGUGGGACCAUCUUGGACUCAGGAAGCAGCCUCACGUUCUUGGCUGAUGUAGCGUACAAGGUGGUUGUGUCAGAGCUAGAGCGUCACCUUGCUGGUGCGAAAAGAGUCAAAGUAGAAGGACUACCGAUGGAGUAUUGUUAUGAUACCAGCAAGUACGACGAUAGCAAGCUGCCGCAGCUGUCGUUUCAUUUCAAGGGCGGUGCUCGUUUCGCGCCUCAUCGUGGAAGCUACCUAAUAGCUACUGCUGCUACAGGAAUCAGGUGUAUAGGGGUUGUGCCGGCCGGAGCUCAGGCUCCCAAUAUCAUCGGGAAUAUAAUGCAGCAGAAGCAUUUGUGGGAGUUUGAUCUUCAGGCCGAGACCUUGUCUUUUUCUCCUUCUACCUGCCUUUAGAUAUCCAUUUAUUUUACCUGACAAUAUUAAAAAAUUGUUAGUGAAAGAAUAAAUAGUGUUAUCAAAACUUGCUAAGGCAUUUUCAGUGGUUAAGAUCAUUUUCUUCUUUUUCGAAAUGUAAAUAUAUAUGUUUUUUCCUUUUUUAAAAACGUAAUGUAAAUAUAUAUAAAUAAUACAAAUCCCAACUUUCACA